GCCCAUCUCAUUUUGUCUCCACGUCUGGGCUCAAACUCUUUUGCGGACUGUAUCCUUGAAACUUCAAUCUCUAAAAGACCUCGAUCGCAAACAGUUGGAUCAAUCACUUCCUCCAUAUCAAAUUGGAAUUCGAAAUCUCUCCGUCUGUUGAUCCUAAACCAAAAUCAACUGAAAAUGGAACCGAUCGUACCAAUCGCAAUACUUAGUUCUCUGAUUCUCGGAGCUCUGAUCGCUUUUGUAGCCUUUGGUAGCUACUUUCGCAAGAGGAAAUCGGAGGUUGCUUCCAUCGCAAAGCCCGCCGAAGCGGCGGCACCGAAUCUGAAGAAUUCAAAGCCUCAGCAAACUAAGAAAUCUCAGUCCAAGCCUCAUCAUUCACAUGCUGAUAAGGAUUUGAACAAGCGCCAUCACCCAUUAGACUUAAAUACUUUAAAAGGUCAUGGGGAUUCUGUUAAUGGCUUAUGCUUCUCAUCAGAUGGUCAUAGUUUGGCAACUGCUUGUGAUGAUGGUGUAGUCAGAGUAUUUAAGUUGGAUGAUGCUUCAAGUAAAAGCUUUAAGUUUAUGAGAAUUAACCUGCCAGCUGGAGGCCAUCCAACUGCAGUUGCAUUUGUUGAUGAUGCUUAUUCAGUUGUUGUGGCUUCACAAAAUCUUACCGGUGCUAAUUUGUACAUGUAUGGAGAAGACAAGCCAAAAUCUGGUGAUAAUAUUCAACAGUCAAAGCCUGAAAUAAAAUGGGAACACCAUAAUGUUCAUGAUAAAAAGUAUAUCAUCACUUUAUUUGGAACUAAAGCUACUCAUGGUGCUGCUGAUGGAAGUACAAUUAUUGCAUCAAGUUCAGAGGGAACUGAUAUUAAACUUUGGCAUGGCAAAUCUGGAAAGCUGUUAGGAAAUGUUGACACUAAUCAGCUGAAGAACAAUAUGGCUACCAUAUCGCCAGACGGGCGGUUUAUUGCUGCAGCCGCUUUCACAGCUGAUGUGAAGGUGUGGGAGAUAGUGUAUUCAAAGGAUAGUUCAGUGAAAGAGGUGACAAAAGUUAUGCAACUGAAAGGCCAUAAGAGUGCUGUUACAUGGCUAUGCUUUACACCCAACUCGGAACAAAUCAUUACUGCAUCAAAAGAUGGUUCCAUAAGAGUGUGGAACAUUAAUGUUCGGUAUCAUCUUGAUGAGGACCCAAAGACAUUAAAAAGUUUCGAGAUUCCACUUCAUGACUCAAAAGGCAGUGUGUUGAGCUAUGACAGGCUGAGUGUAUCCCCUGAUGGAAAGAUUUUGGCUGCUACUCAUGGUUCAUUGCUACAAUGGCUGUCUGUUGAAACUGGACAAGUAUUAGAAACAGCUGACAAAGCACAUGAUGGUGAUAUCACAGACAUCGCAUGGGCACCUAAACCUAUUUCUGUGGGGGAUAAACGGUUGAGUAUUCUAGCAACAGCUAGUGUUGACAAGAAAGUGAAGUUGUGGGCAGCUCCAGCACUUUGAUAAGUCGAUACUAUGCCACCAAACCAAAGCAAAGCAGUUUGCCAAAGUAGGAAUGCUAUUGAAAGGUUCUAAUUUUAUACUUUUUGGACUUUUGGGAGUGCUUGCUUAUAAAGAUGAAAGAUGGCAUGAGGAAUGAGGAUCCUAUCCUAUGGAAUAGGUUUUAACCAAACCACGAGACUGUUUUCAGAUGAUGAGUUGGCAUGUAAGAGAGGAGAUGCUUGGUCUUUGUCUUUUCGACUACUAUCAAUCUUAACAGAUUUUGUUUAAAAUGACUACAAAGAGUUUGGCAUGUAAUGAUCACACAAGUCAUUACAAGUGCUGCAUGUUUCUUCCUUCUUAUACUUUCUGUGUAGCUAUUUUAUAUCCUUUUAAAUCGUCUUUAGGAGGCUUCA
This is a messenger RNA of Lactuca virosa, 1862 nucleotides long. The record is from the annotation of a GenBank genome assembly. Lineage: Eukaryota; Viridiplantae; Streptophyta; Magnoliopsida; Asterales; Asteraceae.